This is a messenger RNA of Drosophila albomicans, 1961 nucleotides long. RefSeq lists its product as uncharacterized. The transcript has 5 exons. The record is from RefSeq and is a predicted model, not a curated record. NCBI's taxonomy places the organism in Eukaryota, Metazoa, Arthropoda, Insecta, Diptera, Drosophilidae. The coding region runs from base 402 to 1832 and encodes 476 amino acids.
GGUCUUUUACACUGACAAAUCGCAGUAGGUCGAUUGUGCCAAUUUGGCAAUAUUAGCAGCAUUAUUUAUUCUAUUGUUUUUAUUGGAUUUUUGUGUUAAUUCGCUUCGAUUGUGCUGCAUAUUUCGUUGCACGUUUUUCGCUCAGUGUGUUUUUUUUUCGGGGUCUUGCGUGUCGUUUUUAUAACCUAUCCCCUCACGUUACCAUAUCUCGAUAGUCUCGACUGUGCCGCUUGGCACACAAUUGCCAUAAUUCAAUUUUAGUUUUAAUUUCCGCUUUUCGGCGUAAAUUGCAUUUGCAUUCACACACUGCCUGAGUGUGUGUUGGUGUUGGUGUCGGUGUGUGUGUGUGUCAGCUUUAAUCGCUUUCGACACUAUCGAAUAUAUGUUGUAUAUAUCUAUAUAUGUGUGUGUGUCUCUCUAUAGCCAAAUAUAUCGCGAGUGUAAAUCGAAAAACGCGCAAAUUCCAAUCGCAAAUGGCUCUAAAGAUGAUGAAGUGGCUGGCAGCAGACGCCUGGCUAGGAUUGGCAUUGGCAUUGGCAAUGGGCUUCUCCUCGUUGCCUCUGGCCGAGGGCGGCUCCUGUCGAGAAGCGCAGCUCUGCUGCAAUGGCCGCGAUUCGUCCUGCGUGGUGCAGAAAGCGCCCAUCAAUGCCAUCAUCGAGGACCUCAGCGAUAAGCCGUGCUAUUGCGAUCACGCCUGCCUCAAGCUCGGCGACUGCUGCGACGACUUCAAGGAUCAUUGUGGGGUGCUGGACUGCCAAGUGGGCGAAUGGGGAGCUUGGGGCGAGUGCGACAAAAGCUGCGGCAGCGGGAUGAUGCAGCGCACGCGCCAAAUCCUUCAGGCGGCCCAAAACGGGGGCAAACAUUGCCCCACGCUCCUCCAGAAGCGCGCCUGCCAGGGAUAUCGCUGUCAUGGCCAUCGCGAUAAGAAGAUUUUGCGUGAAAUGGCUUUGCUCCUCCCGGCUUCCCUCUCGCACAGCCACAGCCACAACACGAACGAGAGCAGCGAGCUGAGACGCAACUUGCGCACGCGCUAUCGCGAUUCCUACAAGCACAAUCGGGAUCAUGAAUACUGCGUCGAGUUCGAGGUGAUAAAGGCGUCCAAGGCGUGCCACAAGCUGCCGCCAUACAAUCUGAUGCUGGAAGGCGAUCGCAUCACAGUGCGCUGUGACCUCGAGGCUCUCAUUCAGGACAAGGAGCAGCAGGGAAGCAGCAGCAGCGGAGGAAGAGGCGCCUCCACAAUGACAACAACAAGCACGACGACGACGACGACGACAAGUACACACAAGGCACAUGGCUAUCUGAUGGAGGAUGGCGGCGAGGAUAGCAAGGAUAUCAGCAGCAGCAGCAGCGGAGGCAACAAUAAUGACAACGAGGACAAUGAGGAGGAACAGCAGCAAUUGGAGGAAGACGACAGCGAGGAGGAGGAUGCACAGAACAUGCUCGAGACGGAAGCGGAAAUGGGAUUAGGAAUGGGAAUGGGAAUGGGAACUGGAGCGGAUGCGGAAACGGAAACGGGAGGCGACAGCGAGAGCAGCAGCAACGAGCAGCAAUUGAAGCGCCAACGGCAAUCGCAUCGUUCUCGUAGCGCGACGUCGACAGCGUCGAAGCGGAGCAGCAACAGCAACAGCAAGAGUGCCACAGUGCCUGCCAUGCCACAGUCGUUGCAGUUGCAGCAACAGUUGCCACUCAGCUACCAUUGCCGUGGCGAGGGGCUGUCGGGACGCACGACGCGCUGGAGCGCUCUGGCGGCGCCUUCGUGUCGCGGCAAAUGGCUGCGCCUGACCAUCGGUCCGCCCAAGAAGUGCAACCACGCGCAGUUCAUAUUCAUCUAAGCGAGUGAAUGAAUACGAGUAUGAGUGUAUGAGUGUAGGGUAUACGCCUAGUCUAUGUAGCGAAGAAGAGUUCACAGAGAAAGGAAGAGAGAAGUGGAGUUCGAGUUCGAGUUAGAGCUAGAGUUCGAG